Messenger RNA from Schizosaccharomyces octosporus yFS286, 2086 nucleotides. Its product is annotated as D-lactate dehydrogenase. The coding region runs from base 394 to 1986 and encodes 530 amino acids. Gene Ontology annotation, cellular component: mitochondrion. The record is from RefSeq and is a predicted model, not a curated record. Gene Ontology annotation, molecular function: catalytic activity; FAD binding. The transcript is spliced from 2 exons. NCBI's taxonomy places the organism in Eukaryota, Fungi, Ascomycota, Schizosaccharomycetes, Schizosaccharomycetales, Schizosaccharomycetaceae.
CGCUAAAAAAUUUAAGCACGUGUUUUGUAUCGCCGUAUCUCCAAUCUGAAAGUAAAUCACUAAACACAAAAAAGAUCCUGCUUGACAAAUUUUUCAAUCGCUGUGUUUGACACAUAUACCAAUUGUGUAUUUAAGUAAACAACUUAAAAGGAAUAAAUUGCUUGCAUAACGAGAAACUAUUUGAAUAGUUGAUCGGCAAAGUAGCUUUUUUGUUUACCAUAAUAAUACACCUUGGCUUCUGUCGGAAUAUUGCAAACGAAGGAAAGUGGUCCUUCUUAGUUGUCUUUUCCCUCCUUCUUUAAAAAAAUAGGAAUUUUUGGCUCAUUACUUUUUUAAUCUUGAUUGUUAGCGAUUAUCGUUUCUAUUCUCGACUAUCCAUAAGAGAAGCGAAUUAUGUUAUUUCUUCGUAAGGGAUUCCUCUCCCAGAUGGGGAGAUUUGCAGCUGUUAAUGCAAAUGCAUCCACAAGAUUUUGCUCUUUACGAUUUGCUCACAAACCGUCCUUUACUGCUGACUCUUAUCCGUUUCUUAAGCGGGAUCCCCGGUACGCUACUUUAAAUGAAACAGACAUUGAUUUCUUCAAAAAUGUUGUCAAAAGCGAAGGAGGAUCUAUUGUUAAUGGUCUUGAUAAAUCCACAGAUCCUUCUGAUUUAGACGCGUUUAACAUCGACUGGACUAACAAGUAUCGCGGAAAAACCGAAUUGGUCAUCAAACCAAAAACAACUCAACAAGUAAGCCAAAUCCUCAAAUACUGCAAUUCCAGAAAACUCGCGGUUGUUCCACAAGGUGGAAACACCGGUUUAGUUGGUGGUUCUAUCCCAGUUUUUGAUGAAGUCGUUUUAAAUUUAGGUCUCAUGAACAAAAUCCAUUCUUUUGACGAACUCUCUGGUGUUCUCAGUUUGGAUGCUGGUGUUAUCUUGGAAAAUGCAGACACUUUUCUGGCUGAAAAGGAUCACAUGUUUCCUCUAGACCUUGGUGCGAAAGGAAGCUGUCAAGUUGGUGGCUGUGCUGCUACUGCAGCCGGCGGACUUCGCUUACUUCGUUACGGUAGUCUUCGUGGAACAAUCCUUGGAAUUGAGGCCGUCUUACCUGACGGUACCGUUCUUGACAACAUGGUUACCUUACGCAAGGAUAACACUGGUUUGGAUCUCAAGCAGCUUUUCAUCGGAAGUGAAGGUUAUUUAGGUAUCAUCACCCGUCUUACUAUUAUUUGUCCCCGUAGACCUCGUUCAACCAACGUUGCUUUCUUUGGCGUACCUUCUUACGAAAACGUUCUGAAAGCGUUCUCCGAAUCAAAGUCUCAUCUUACUGAAAUCCUUUCUGCCUUUGAAUUGAUGGAUAAUACAUCCCAACGUCUUGUGGAUGCUCACAGUUCUACUCAACGUCCAGUCGAAGAUGAACAUCCAUUUUAUGUUUUGCUCGAAACCCAGGGUUCCAACAAGGAUCAUGACGAGCAAAAGCUAAAUGCACUUAUUGAAAACUUGAUAGAAAAUGAAAUCAUUACUGAUGGUGUAAUCGCUCAGGAUGAAAGUCAAUUACGCGUGCUUUGGGAACGCCGAGAGGGCAUCACUGAAUGUCUUGCUAAAGCAGGUUCUGGUGUUUACAAAUACGAUGUUUCUUUACCUUUAGGGGUUUUAUAUGACUUGGUAAACGACACCAAACAAAGAUUAAUAGAUUUAGAUUUACUUGGCGAAUCUUCUGAUCAUCCAGUCAUUGAUGUUGUAGGCUUUGGUCACAUGGGUGAUGGAAACCUGCACUUAAACAUUGCUGUACGAAAUUAUGAUAAGCGUGUCGAAAAUGCUCUCCAGCCUUGGGUAUUUGAAUGGGUCGCUUCUCAGCGUGGCUCAAUCUCAGCAGAGCAUGGCUUAGGUCUUUUAAAAAAGCCAUACGUUGGAUAUUCAAAAACCCCCGAAAUGAUUGCAUUAAUGAAGAAUUUGAAGAACGUCUUUGAUCCUAAUGGAAUUAUGCUGCCCUAUAAAUACGUUUAGAGCGUAGAUAAAUCACUAAAACCAACCCUUGCAAAAAUAGUAUUUAGACAUAUAAAUAUAUAUGUAUAUUUAAAUCAUACAUUACCACCCUAUUUACCUA